Molecule: messenger RNA, 868 nt
Organism: Cornus florida
Lineage: Eukaryota; Viridiplantae; Streptophyta; Magnoliopsida; Cornales; Cornaceae
Exons: 3
Coding region: 116-637 (173 amino acids)
Source: RefSeq, a predicted model, not a curated record
UCUCGAAAGAACCAUAAAUUCAAAAUUCAAAAUUGUAGCGAUUGUUGAGCAGAUCUUGGCACAAACGACCUCUGCGACGACUUCUCUCCUCUGCUUGACAUAUAUCGGAUUCAGCAUGAGUUCACAUAAGAAACUCAUAAUCACCUGCAUUUCCGCUUCUAAUCUUCGAGUCAAGGGUGUUUCAGAUAUGCACGCGUACGCAAAAGUUUCAGUAGGGAAACAAAAGAAGAAAACAACAACUGACAAGGAGGAUGGAACAGACCCGGCCUGGGACAGACCCAUGAGUUUCACCAUUAAAAAGCGGGAGGUGGAUCCAGGAGUGACGCCGGUUUUCAUCAAGUUAUACUCCAAACGUUGCUGCGGAAGGGACAAGUACAUUGGUAAGGCGGAGACAUCUGUGCAUGAACUAUUCAAUGGCAAGGAGGAGAACGGCCACGGCAGGGACAGGUAUGAAUUAACGUUGAGAAAGAAGGAUUCCGACACGGGAAUGCUACAUUUAUCAUGCACGUUUGAGGAUAUUAAAACUGUCUGCGGAUGUUGCUGUUCCGGAUGUUGCUGUUUGAUGAGACUAGUUUGCUUAGCAGCAAAUGCGAUUUGCCACUUUAAAUUUUGUUGUUUGCUUGUGUUAUGUGUGUGAGUGAGAGAGGGAUUUAAUUUUGAUAAAGAUUUCACUACAAUAAUAUUUGUGUUUUGUUACAAAAUAUUAGGUAGGAAUUUAUUUGUGUACCAAAAAGUAACCUAUUUAGGAGGAAAUACAAAUGUGUAGAAAAUAUAUAUAUAAAUUAAGCUUUUCAUACAAAAUUUAAGUUUGUAAGGGGAUCCUUUCCUUCUCUCGAGCAGGCGUGUCUGUGUUCGAGUCACUCUUUUU